AUGGGAAAUUCCAAAUCUAAAUAGAUCACUAAACACGCAAAGGUUGCUUUCACACCUGAAUAGCUGUAAUAAUUAGAAAAGUUGUUUGCAGGACUAAAUGGAGGCAAAGAUCUUGUGGAAAGAUCUUUUCUACCUCGCUUCCCUGAAAAUCCAGACUUUUCGAUCAAGUUGUUCAAUUGGAUGGUCGAAAGAAGUCCAAAUCACUCAGUUGAUUAUGCUAACUUUGUUGCAUUAUUGGAGUUGCUACUUAAGGAAUUGAAGGAUUACUAUCUAAGUGACUAUAAGUUUAGAAAUUUAGAAAAGUUUGAAUUGUUUGCCUUGAUCAGUUUGGGAUGUUUGGAAAAUGAUAAGGAUUCCAUUAACAGAUUUGCUGUAUCAUACUCUCAAGGGAGCAUUGUUAUAAGGGAAUUAUUGAAUAUCUAUUCUGGAGGUUAAAUAACUAAUUCAUAGAGAAAUGAUUUGGCUGCCAGAUCAGUUACAAAUACUAUAUUUGAUCAAAAAGAUGAAAUGCCCUUCAAUCAGUUUGUAAGUAUGGCCAAAGCUUAGUUGAUCUAUGCUAACAGACUGUGCAAAUAUUAUUUUAAUAUGAAAUUUUUGGGAGAACAAUCUCAAAUUCAAAUACCAAGAUUGAACACCUCCAGUUUCAUCUUGAAUGAUUAAGUGUUAGCCUUACUUUAAUUGAGUUCUCCUGAUUUCAGUAAAAUCAAAUAAUUAUAAUUACAAUUUUCAUCAUCUGUAAGUGAGGAUGAUUUGGAUCACAUUGCAGACAUCGUAAUAAAUGCUUAGAAACCAUUAUUAUUCAUAUUCAGAAAUAGAGAAGAUGAAUCAUAAAAUGACACUUUCCAACAACAAGUCUUUGGAGCUUAUAUUUCAAUUGAUCCAUCACUUGAAACUCAUCAUAUUAGGAGAAAAUUGAAGGAUCCCAUGAAUAUCCUCUAUGGUGAUAGCGAUCCUAAGAGCUUGUAUUUUGGUGAUGAAAAGAGCUUCCUCUUCUCACUGCUUCCAAAGUAUCAGCUAUUUAUGAGUACUUUUGAUCAAAGGUCAAAAUAAUGUUUUGCUUAUAUAAACAAUAAAUCAUUUAGGAAUGAUCAACCAUUGGGAUUAGCAUUUGGAGGAGAUGGAAAAGGAAACCAUAGAAUUUGGUUAGAUGAAAACCUUAAGGGUAAUGCUACUUGUAGAAUUAACAACUAAUGUGACCUCACUUAUGAGAUGGGCUAUCUAUUAGAACCACAUAUUGAAUUCUUAAAUUUAACAUGCAUUGAAAUCUGGAGUGUUGAGGAGAAAGAAACAAAUCCAAUUCUACAGAGCAAGAUAAUUGAAACUGGGAAGGAAGAUAUACAACCAAAGGAAGCCGAACAAUAGAAAUGA
Molecule: messenger RNA, 1368 nt
Organism: Paramecium tetraurelia
Lineage: Eukaryota; Ciliophora; Oligohymenophorea; Peniculida; Parameciidae
Exons: 5
Source: RefSeq, a predicted model, not a curated record